Messenger RNA from Penicillium concentricum, 225 nucleotides. RefSeq lists its product as uncharacterized. The coding region runs from base 1 to 225 and encodes 74 amino acids. The record is from RefSeq and is a predicted model, not a curated record. The transcript has a single exon. NCBI's taxonomy places the organism in Eukaryota, Fungi, Ascomycota, Eurotiomycetes, Eurotiales, Aspergillaceae.
AUGACCCAAGGUAAAACUCCCGAUGGUUCCCGAGCCGAAAGCCACCUGGGCAUUCCAAGGUUGGUUGGUGGACAAGGGGAGAAUGAGCUCGUCCAAUCAGAGAUUUUAUACAAACCCGAAGCAACGGUCCAUGGGAUUUUGACUGCCCACCUAGGCAAUGGGUUUUCAGCACCCGUGCUCUACCAGGUUCCUGGAACCGGGGAUUCCAACCUUGGACGGGUAUAA